Messenger RNA from Hypomesus transpacificus, 1107 nucleotides. RefSeq names its product ALX homeobox 3 (gene alx3). The record is from RefSeq and is a predicted model, not a curated record. Gene Ontology annotation, molecular function: DNA-binding transcription factor activity, RNA polymerase II-specific; RNA polymerase II transcription regulatory region sequence-specific DNA binding. Gene Ontology annotation, biological process: regulation of transcription by RNA polymerase II. The transcript has 4 exons. The coding region runs from base 1 to 1107 and encodes 368 amino acids. Lineage: Eukaryota; Metazoa; Chordata; Actinopteri; Osmeriformes; Osmeridae.
AUGGAGACGGAAAGUUGUUUGUCUUUCUCUUCACCGGCAAACAGGACAACGCCGGCAAACUCACCGGGUAUAGAGCACGCUUCGGGCUCAUUUCUUCCCUGUGAUGCGCUACAGAAAACAUCGCAACAUCUUCAGCACCGUCUCAGUCUGCGGGGUGAUUUCUACAACUCCUCCAUGGGAAGGUUUAAUGACACUCCCGUGGACUUUACGCACGGCACAGGCUCAACGAACCCUCGCGCUUCACCCUCCAAACACACUAAGUACUUGGAUGAUAUUAACCAGGACCAAAAAGGUUUAUCGAUAUCCGGAAAGGGCUCGUUUUAUGACAACAAUUCAGAAGCCACAGAAAAAUCAGCCUCCAAACCGAUGGCCUAUUCUGUGAUUGGCUCCGACUGCUGCAUCAAGCUGAAGGAGCAAGCCAAUGGUCUACCAGGGGAGUCCAUUGCUGACUCCAUCGACCUAUCAGGCAAGAACAAGAAGCGUCGUAAUCGCACCACCUUCAGUACCUUUCAGCUGGAGGAGCUGGAGAAGGUGUUUCAGAAGACCCACUACCCUGAUGUUUACGCCCGAGAGCAGCUGGCCCUUAGGACAGAGCUGACAGAGGCCAGAGUACAGGUGUGGUUUCAGAAUCGCAGAGCCAAGUGGAGGAAACGCGAGCGCUACGGCAAGAUCCAGGAGGUGCGCAACCACUUUGCAGCUUCAUACGAUCUCUCUCUCCUCCCUCGCCAUGACACAUACCAGAUGCAGAGCAACUUGUGGCCGGGGGCGGGGGCAGGAAGUGGUGGAGGGGCCGGCGGGGGUUGCGUCCUGGGAGCCGCAGAUGCCAUGCCAUCCUCCUGCAUGAGCCCCUACAUGAACUCCCACCCCCACAGCAACCUCCCUGGCUUCAUGGGCAUGCCUACGUCUCCCAGCCACCCUCACCACCAUCACCACCACCCACCUCACCACCCAGGAAUCAACAGCCUCUACUCCCUGCAUAGCUUCCCAGGGGGCCUCGGGGCACACUCCUUUGAGCCUGGGCCAGACACAGAGUACAAGCCUUCAGGUCUGGUAGCCCUUAGAAUGAAAGCCAAGGAUCCCAGCAGUCUUCUCUCCUGGCCCACAUGA